Molecule: messenger RNA, 776 nt
Organism: Drosophila bipectinata
Lineage: Eukaryota; Metazoa; Arthropoda; Insecta; Diptera; Drosophilidae
Source: RefSeq, a predicted model, not a curated record
GACUCAAAAUCAGUCCAGCCUCCACAGCUCCGAGUGGAGAGGGUCUUAUGUUUUGGCGCUUAAAGCUCUUAAGAGUUUAACGCGACUUUAAUAUAUACCCGCCAUCACCAUCAUCCAGACGUGCAUCAGAGGUGCCCUAGUGGGGUAGAGCAACUGCGGCAAAGAAACUGUUUCCCAAAUACGAAUUUUAAAUUCACAAUGGGUCGUGCAACGCGAUUGAUUCCGUUCGGUCUCGUCAUUCCGAUGCUUCUGUUUGUGCCACUUCAGCUUCUGCCACGGCCAACAUUCGGCCACACACUGGGUCCCAGUUGUCAGACGCCCGAGAAGACGGAGGGUCGGUGUGUGCACUUCAGCGUCUGCCGCUACGUCCUGCGCCAAUACGCGAUGUACAAGGAGCACAUGCCCCCAGCAAUAAUGCGAUUCCUGCAGCGAUCCAGAUGCAGGCCCAAAAGGGAAGGCUAUCAUUUGUGCUGCGAACUCAAAGAUGUAAUUCCCGCGAACGCCAACUCAAAGUUAAAGUAAAUCAACUUCAAAGUACGUCAUGUGUGGCACAAACAGGCCGGAAUGUAUAAUGUGUAAUGUGGGCUUUGAUCUGCCAAAUCAGUUGGUAGCUUUGUUUGGGCCCAUAACCGAAAUGUUAUGGCUGGGUCGCCACAUCGCCAGUAAUUAUAAUGUGUACACGAAUUAUGUAUUAAGUGCGCCUCAUGUCUCCUGUCUCGCCGGGCAACAGAUGCCGGGACAUAAUAAAAAUAAAAAGUUUAGCCUUAUUUUUAGCA